CUCCGCACACUCAGCUGAGUGCCAAAUGUGCUGCAAGCCCCCCCAACAGACGAGUGUGCGUUCCGUACAUCACACACGGACGGAGAGGAGGAGAGAAGCAAGUUGAGCCGGCUCCAUCAUCACAAGCGCCCACAGUCCGGCGGGAGCGCGCGCGGCACUCAACCAAGUGGCUUCGGCUCCGCAGAGUGGAAAGUUGUCAGGAGCGGCGAUCAUGCACGUGUGACUGGACUUCCACCGAGUGUUGGGACUCGAGCGGAUAAACAUCACGGGAGUGCGCGCGCGCACGCGCGAGUGGACCAAGCUGCGCCGAACGAAACAGACGCAGCAGGCGUUGAUGAUUCCACGCUGCCGCGGAGGAACGAGACUGCAAUGACCGUGCUUUACGUCAUCUUUUGCCUUAUGGCCUCAGCCGCCACCCGAGCAGCCUACUUCUCCCAGCAGCCUCAGGACCAGGUGGUGGCGUCUGGGCAGUCGGUGACUCUACCAUGUGUCAUCGUGGGCUACCGGGGCAUGGUGCAGUGGACCAAAGAUGGACUGGCUUUGGGCGGAGAGAGAGACCUACCAGGCUGGACGCGUUACUCCUUAAUGGGCGACCCGCUAUCCGGCGAGCACAGCUUGCUGAUCGAUUCGGCAGAGCUGGUGGACGACGCCGUGUACGAGUGUCAGGCGACGCAGGCGGGCCUGCGCUCCCACGGUGCCAAACUCACUGUACAAGUCCCUCCUUCGGACCCCGUGGUGGAGGGGGGCCCCGUCGUGCGCCUCAAAGCCCACACGCCGCACAACCUCACCUGCAGAUCCUACGGAGCCAAGCCUGCCGCGGAGAUCACCUGGUACCGAGACGGAGAAGUCAUGGAGACUGCCAUUUACUCCAAGACCCUGAUGGAAGACGGGAAGAGGGAGGCAGCUGUCAGCAUGCUUCCAAUCAUCCCAGAGGACAGCGACACCGGCCGCACCUACACCUGCAGGGUUCUCAACCCAGCUGCCCCCGCCGGGAGACAGACAUCCGUCACUAUAAACGUCCAGCACCCUCCAUCCGUGGUUUUAUCAGUGCAGCCUCAGACUGUGACCGAGGGCGCCAAGGUUCUCUUCAUAUGCACUGCUUCAGCCAAUCCCGAAAUCAUUGGCUACAGGUGGUCUAAAGGAGGAGUGCCCAUCUCUGAGGCGAACGGCGACAGUCUUGAGGUGACAGUGGACUAUUCCUACUUCACGGAUCCGGUUUCCUGCGAGGUGUCCAACUCGGUGGGAAGCACCAACGUUAGCACCUUGGUUGAUGUUCAGUUUGGCCCCAGAUUGCUGUCGGGGCCAAAGCCAAUGACAGUGGAUAUCGGGAUGGAUGUAGCAUUCACUUGCACGUGGACUGGGAAUCCUCCUCUGACGCUGGCUUGGACCAAACAGGGCUCAAGCGAGGUGCUGAGUAACAGUAACACCUUGCAGCUCAAGUCCGUGACCCAGGCGGAGGCAGGGACUUACACGUGCAAGGCCAUUGUUCCCCGCAUCGGAGUUGCAGAAAGAGAUGCCACUCUGACUGUAAACGGCCCUCCUAUCAUCACAGCGGAGGCCACACAGCAUGCAGCGAAGCACUCCAAGGGCAAACUGGAGUGCCGGGUGGGAAGCAGCCCGCCGCCUUAUAAGAUCGUGUGGUCCUUCGGCGACAUCAGCCUCUCCUCCGGUUCCUCUGGUCGCUACUCGGUGCAGACGGUAGCCAGCGACCAAGGAGUCGUCUCCUCUCUGGUGCUCUCCGAGACUCUGGCGCCUGAUUUUGAGCUGCGCUACAACUGUACUGCUUGGAACAACUUCGGCACUGGCACCGCCUUGGUCACACUCAAGGAACAAGAAGCCACACCUAUGUUGUUAAUUGUUGGCGGAUCAGUAGGCGGCGGCAGUGUCCUGCUCAUUUGCGUCAUCACGCUGGUCUCCAUCUGCUGCAGGCACACAGGCAAAGGUGAGCUCAACGGCAAGAGGUGUACCCGCCUCUCCAAGAGUGACAUCAGAGUUCAAAUUGUUCACAGCGAUCACAAUGCCACACGAGGCAAUGACGAUGAGGAGGAUGUCAAGGAGCCGAUGGCUCCAAAUAGCAGCGAGUCUCCUGGGACGUCUCGCACAGAACACAGUGAUCUCUUGGAAGAAGAGGAAGAUGAGCGAUCGGACAUCAAGGAUCCCACCAAUGGCUACUACAACGUGCACGGCCACGAAGAUCGACACAUACGCGGCGGCGGCUUCUCGGAGUACGUUCCCAACCCUCGGCCCGUAUACACACCAUCUCAGCUGCCCUCGCCGAGCCCCAUGUACGGCCAACGCGGCACCCAGCCGCGGGUCUACGACUUCGCCCACCGGUACGCCACCAACACGGUCACCCAGUCUGCAUAUGAGCAGCAGCAAGCCGGCCAGCAGCAGCCAUCUCAACCGGCCACCAUUUAUCCCACCGAGCCCGUCUACAGCGGCUCCGCUUACCUGCCGGCGACGUACGGCCGCGCCUUCACCAAUUACGUCAAGCCGGCCUCUUACGAGAAAGUGGACGUGUACGACCAGUCCGACGAGGCCAGCAAGGUGUCCGGCUCGUCCCGCUUCUCUUACGCCUCGUCACAAGUGUCCUCCCAACAGUCAGACUAUGGCCGACCCUCCCAACGGAUGCAGACGCACGUUUGACGAGGCGAGGGGCGUUGGAAAUCAAAAGAACAGAAGCAACGAGUAGUUAACUACAUCAUCGCCACAUACACGCGGGAGAACUAACACGAACAGAGACGUUCUUAACGUCGGACAAGUAUUAAGAGGAAGUCGCUACAAGCCGUCGGCGUGGCAAAGGGAGGGAUCGUCGAUGAUGCGAAACACAGCUGCAGAUCUCAGCUGAUCGUGGUGUUCAAGUCAAACUACUAAUUCAAGAGCGAUAUCUCACCAGUCUCUCACUGCAUGAUUGACCACACACGUGGAGAUGGCAGCUCGCCGGACUAUAAAAACAGAUCAACCUGAUGACUGGGGUACGGCUGCAUUCAAGAGUUGACUCCGCGUCACUGCUAAAUGUGAAGCGUCUGCAAGAGGAAGCUCCCACAGCAUAAAACGGACAUGAACAAUUUACCUUCAUCUGUCUUUUGCGGUUUUUGGUUGGCAUGCGAAAGGAAUACGAAGCACAUUUGUGUGUCGGUUACCAACAACAGACUGAGCUAGCCACAGAAACAAACUAACCUGCGCAAUGGUGGAGCUGAGACUGACCUGGAUCCCAGAAAACAACCGGAACACAAAAUAUGAAAACAAGUUGAAUUUUAGCCUUGAAGAACUAUACGGGAAUUGUGUGUUUUAGCGAGGCGGCAAAUGUUAAGUCCAUAAAAACCCAAAGAUGGUGACCAUUUUACAGGGUUGGGGUCCGAGUACUGCAUUCCUUGUACCCUGGUACUGUUUCCGACAGUGUUUUGUGAUUGCGGAGCAGGGGGAAGUAGAGUAAUACCAGAACAAUCAAAUGUUGUCGUUUGGUGGCAAUCUUGAACUUGAACUAAACUUGAAUGCCGCGUCAGGUGGGGCAACGUGCCAGGCAGUCAUCACACGGACGUUUUACAUCUUAAUCAACUGGUCUCAAAAUGUUUACAAGAAACAGUACUACCCUGGAAAUAUCUGUACAAAAUGGCCCAAGCCCAUGUUUUCUCUCUGUUGCAUGCAAAUGAUGUGUCUAGUGAAAACCUUUAGAGUCCUGUCCAUUUCAUGUUUGAGACACGUUUGUUUCUGCACCUGGCUCAGUUGCGUUCUACCUUGUGGAUGUUUCAGUAUACGAUGCCUGUACUGCCAUUUGACGCUUGUUGCCAGGCAGCCUGACGAGAACAACUAAAACUUGAUAGUGAGGAGGCAAAAAUCAUCGCUUGUCUUUAUUUUUAUAUUUUGUAUAAGCCUUAAUGUACAGCGUGUAAGCUGCUCUAUUGUAAAAUAUCUUUAUAUAAUAUGUAUCUAUCUUGGUUGGUUGAUUGAUUUGGAUCCACAGAUUUUCUUGCUUACUUUACGAAUCACUGAAUGUUUUUUGUUUGUUUGUUUGUUUAUUUUAUCGCAACUUAUUUCCAUUUGCUUGUUCAUUUAUUUUAAUCAUGUAUUCUGAAUUUUAUUUGCUAAAAAUAAGCUACCACUGCUUGUAUCUUUGUACACAUAUUUAUAUUGAAAUAAAAGCAUUUCCCAUGAA
Molecule: messenger RNA, 4156 nt
Organism: Phycodurus eques (leafy seadragon)
Lineage: Eukaryota; Metazoa; Chordata; Actinopteri; Syngnathiformes; Syngnathidae
Gene: kirrel2
Product: kirre like nephrin family adhesion molecule 3, like
Exons: 15
Coding region: 370-2646 (758 amino acids)
Biological process (GO): cell-cell adhesion
Cellular component (GO): cell-cell junction
Molecular function (GO): cell adhesion molecule binding
Source: RefSeq, a predicted model, not a curated record